UUGUUUGCCUCUUGCAACAUUUUGUCCUGGGUCAUUGCCGGGAACAAAUAUCCUCGCCGUUACAUGUAUAAAACCCAAGUCCAGGUCCAAAACAGAGGGAGUUCUUCUUUGCCUUUCAGCGUUUGAAGAUGAACCUGUGGCUGCUCCUGACGCUCCCUGCCCUGGCUGAAUGCCAUCACCCAGCAGGACGAGGCGCCCGCUCCUGCCCGGAUCUGUGCUCCUGCUCCUCUCCACCGUCCGAGGUGUCGUGCAGCCAACGCGCCCUCACACUUUUCCCCGCGGACGGUUUGUCUCCCAACACCACUCGACUGUCCAUCCAGUCCACGGGUCUCACCGGCGUCGCAGCCCAUCACCUGAGCGCGGUGCCCCUUUUAAAAAACCUCCAGCUGUAUCACAACAACCUGACGAGCCUUCCCUCGGACCUGCUGCGGGGUGUUCCCCGCUUGAACACGCUGGACCUCACGGGCAGUCAGCUGGUCCAUCUGCCUCCGCGCGUCUUCAACCGCUCCUCGCUCCAGCAUCUGGUGCUGAAGAACAAUCUGAUCGCCAAAGUGGACGCUGAGUGGUUUCCCGCCGACAGCGGCUUGAUCUGGCUGGACUUGUCCGGGAACCGUUUGACCGGCGUCCCGUCUGCGCCGCUUCUGAGGCUGCCUCGUCUCCAGAACCUGGACUUGAGUCACAACCAUCUGCAAGAGCUGCAGCCCGACGCCCUGCACCACCUGCACCACCUGGAGACGCUGAACCUCGCCGGGAACAAACUAGUCUCCCUGAAACCUUCAGCUUUCACCCACAACCCCAAGCUAUCGCAGCUUUUUCUGCAGGAGAACCGACUCCGGGACCUGCCAGCGACCCUCCUCCAGGGUCUCCGGCACCUUGACCUUCUGCUGCUGAACCAGAAUCAGCUGCAGGGUCUCCCCGCAGGUUUCCUGCGCGACGGGGAGUCCUCUGUUCGGGUGAUCUUAACAGGAAACCCCUGGGUGUGCGAUGAGAGGAUAGAGUUUCUGAAGAAGUGGCUCACUCUUCACCCUCAUAAUGUCAUCUAUCCGGAGGAGGUGACUUGUUCAGGGCCGGAAGCUCUCAAACACCGACAAGUGGUCUCCUUGGCUGACAGCGAGCUCGGUCUCGCGAAAUCGGACAAGACUGCAAAUUAAAAGAGAGAUGGACAUUCUGUUCCAUAUCAUUUGUCCUGCGAAAAAUCCUUACCGCUGUAUUCAAUUCAGAAAUAAAGCUUCAUAAUUCAGUAUUUUAUCUAGAAGUG
Molecule: messenger RNA, 1258 nt
Organism: Scophthalmus maximus (turbot)
Lineage: Eukaryota; Metazoa; Chordata; Actinopteri; Pleuronectiformes; Scophthalmidae
Product: leucine-rich alpha-2-glycoprotein
Exons: 2
Coding region: 129-1151 (340 amino acids)
Molecular function (GO): protein binding
Source: RefSeq, a predicted model, not a curated record